AUGGGCAGCAGUUUUAAUACACAGAUUUUGAGUGAUAAGCUGAUGAAGCUCAACAGUUCGCAGCAGAGCAUUGAGACUCUCUCGCAUUGGUGCAUUUUUCACAUGAAUAAUGCAAAACAAGUUGUUGAAACAUGGGACAGGCAGUUUCAUUGCUCUCCUCAUGAGCGGCGACUGGCUUUUUUGUAUCUUGCAAAUGACAUUAUUCAGAAUAGCAGGCGAAAAGGUGCAGAGUUUGUUACAGAGUUUUGGAAGGUUCUUCCAGAUGCUCUUCGUGAUGUAAUUGAACAUGGAGAUGAGUUUGGGAAGAACGCUGCAUUCCGGCUGAUUGGUAUUUGGGAGGAGAGGAAAGUAUUUGGCUCCAGAGGGCAAAUUCUCAAGGAAGAGUUUGCAAAAAACCAACUCGACAACGAUAAUAAAAAUGGGAAGCAUGUUGGGUUCAAACUGAAACCUGCUGCUGGAAACACAUUGGACAAGAUAGUUUCAGGUUAUCAAGUUGUCUAUGGUGGUCAACUGAAUGAAGAUGCUGUUUUGAACAACUGUAGCAACACCAUCAGCUCUAUUGAGAAAAUAGAAAAGGAUAUUGGAAGCGACCACAGAUCAGGCCAUCCGAUUCAAUCUGGCAUCAUGGAUGAGCUGAAGGGGAAGCAUGCAAUAUUGAGGGACUGUAUUGAGCAGCUAACAGUUGUUGAAUCUUCAAGGACAAAGCUCGUGUCUCUUUUGCGAGAAGCUCUGCAGGAGCAGGAAUAUAAGUUGGAUCAAGUCCGCAAUCAACUUCAGGCUGCACAGGCUCACAUGGAACAGGCAGGCAAUAUUUACCAGCAGGCAGUUGAUGGCAAAGGUGAUGCACCAAGUCUAGCUGAGCAGAGUCGAAAGGAAACUCAAACCAAUCAAAUGUCUCACAACUUUAUGUCUGGAACUAGAGAACAGUCAGCUCCUAUAAUGUACACACGGCAGGUGCCUUUUACUGAGAAAUCUGGCAACGCUGAAGAUCCUAAAUCUGCAGCAGCUGCAGUGGCAGCAAAGCUUACUGCAUCAACAUCUUCGGCUGAGAUGCUGACAUAUGUCCUCUCUUCCCUGGCAUCGGAGGGUGUCAUAAGCAAUCAAAUAAAAGAAUUGCCUGGUGAUUAUUCCUCGGAAAAGAGGGCUAAGAUUGAAAAUGACCACGCUUCUUAUGUUCCUCAGAAUCCCCAGGCACCUGUUCUACCUUAUUCACACCAUGCCUCAAUACAGCAUACUUUGCCAGUCCCAUCUCAGGAGUCAAACCCUGACAAUUCCCCCCCACCUCCUCCAUCGUCCCCACCUCCAUUACCACCUCUACCACCUAUGCAGCCAUAUCCUAUUCCUCAAUAUAUGCCAACUGCUGGCCCGGUUCCUAAUGUACCAUAUGGCUAUAACACCAGCCAGCACCCGGCACCCCUACCUGGUUAUCCUACAGUUGGGCCUCCUAUGAAUGGGGUUUCUCCCUUCGGAGUUCAUCCACCGAAUGUUUACCAAAUGUAUCCAACUGAAGGUGGUUUGUACGGGCAGCAAUCAUCCUUGCCCACACCUGUCACCCGCCAGUAG
Messenger RNA from Fraxinus pennsylvanica, 1563 nucleotides. The record is from the annotation of a GenBank genome assembly. Lineage: Eukaryota; Viridiplantae; Streptophyta; Magnoliopsida; Lamiales; Oleaceae.